CCAAAGAGGGCGCUCAGAAUUAAACCACGGUGGUGGCGUUUUGACUAAAACAGCGCCGUUUAAAUAACUAUUCCGUAACGCAACUCGCUCUUGGACUGUAAGACUCUGAGUUCAGAUGCUGUGAAACCCUAACAGAAUUUGCAUAACCAAAUAGAGACGGUAGCUCGCUCAAGCUUUGAAGGUUUCCGAUCCUUUCAGAUUUCUCGUUUACUACGCCUUCGCAUUCUCGUUCGCUCCCAAGUAAAGAGCAGAGUUGAAAGAGGAGGAUAGCGAGAAUAAGAAUCCAGAGAUGUCGGUGCAAGAGUAUUUAGACAAGCACAUGCUCUCUCGGAAAAUUGAGGACGCCGUCAAUGCCGCGGUCAGGGCCAAAACUUCUGAUCCCGUUCUCUUUAUCUCUAAUCACAUGAGAAAAGCGGUUCCCUCUGUGAUAACAAAGAUAAAAGCCAGGCAGAUCCUCGAUAGCAGAGGGAUUCCAACUGUCGAAGUUGACUUACACACUAACAAAGGGAUGUUCCGUGCCUCAGCUCCUAGCGGCGAUGUUACUGGCAUGUACGAAGCUGUUGAACUGCGUGAUGGAGACAAAGGGACAUAUCUUGGGAACAGUGUGACAAGAGCGGUUAAGAAUGUCAAUGAGAAAAUAUCUGAAGCAUUAAUUGGGAUGGAUCCAACACUUCAAUCUCAGAUUGAUCAGGCCAUGAUUGACUUGGAUAAAACUGAAAAGAAGGGAGAACUUGGAGCAAAUGCUAUUUUAGCUGUAUCAAUUGCUGCAUGCAAAGCUGGGGCUGCUGAAAAGGAGGUUCCACUGUACAAACACAUUGCUGAUCUUUCUGGCAAAACCAACCUGACUCUUCCUGUCCCUGCCUUCACUCUCAUAAGUGGUGGUAAACAUUCUGGGAGUAAUCUAGCCAUUCAGGAAAUCAUGGUUCUCCCAGUUGGUGCUAGUAGAUUUGCUGAGGCAUUGCAAAUGGGCUCUGAGACAUAUCAUCAUUUAAAGGCUGUUAUUACGGAAAAAUAUGGUGAACAUGGAUGUAAUGUUGGUGAGGACGGUGGUUUUGCUCCAAACAUCUCCAGUGUUCAAGAAGGCUUGGAUCUUGUUAAAGAGGCCAUCAGCAGAACGGGUUAUAAUGAUAGAAUAAAAAUAGCAAUUGAUGUUGCUGCUACUGCUUUUUGCAUAGGUACCAAGUAUGAUUUGGACUUCAAAUCUCCUAAUAGGUCAGGGCAAAAUUUCAAGUCAGGAGAGGAUAUGAUUGAGAUGUACAAAGAACUAUGUACUGAGUACCCAAUAGUUUCAAUUGAAGAUCCAUUUGACAAGGAGGAUUGGGAACAUAUCAAGUAUUUUUCAAGCCUUGGACUGUGUCAGGUAGUAGGGGAUGGCUUGUUGAUGUCAAAUCCAAAACGUAUUGAGAGAGCAAUCCAUGAGUCUACUUGUAAUGCUCUUCUUCUCAAGAUAAACCAGAUUGGGACAGUAACAGAGGCCUUAGAAGUAGUGAAGCUGGCAAAGGAUGCCCACUGGGGAGUGGUGGUAUCACAUAGAAGUGGGGAAACAGAUGAUUCUUUCAUAUCUGAUUUAUCUGUUGGCCUGGCCACUGGUCAGAUCAAAGCAGGUGCUCCUUGCAGGGGAGAGCGACUGGCAAAAUACAACCAGGUGAAGGGUUUGGCAGAUAAUUGUGGUCCAUGUCUCUAGUAUGGCAUUCCUUGUUAUACCUCUAGAGUAGGAAUCACAUCCCUAUUAGUGAUAUUCUUGAGCUCCCCUCGUCACUCUAAAGUAACAUGCAUUUGUAUCAAGGAACUACCCGCUUUUUAUCAAUAAAAAUAUUUGAGUUAAAUGCAACACAACAAUUGGGAUGUUCGCUAAUGAAAGAUGACUAUAUGUCUAGUGUAUGAAUGUAAUAGCCCUAGCUUUCUUUCAGUUGCUUCGCAUUGAGGAAGAACUUGGUGAUCAAGCAGUUUAUGCUGGUGAAGAUUGGAGGCUGACCUGAUCCUAAGGUUUUGAUACACUUUUUUUUUUUUUUUUUUAAUUUUUUAAGUUCUCCUUUUCAUUGAUUGAGGCUUUACAAGUAAAUAUACAGUCAUAUUGAGCAGCUUGGUGUUCUGGUGUAAUAUUGUUAGGCUUCCUUUUGGUUUUGAGUGAAUGUUUCUGGCUUAUGUAAUUUUUCUGAAGAAAAAUGAAGAUGUGUUGAGGAAUGUGCUGAUGAAUCUAAUUCAAAUAUUUUGAUUCAUCCGCACCAGUUGUGCACCUUCCUAUUGCAUUAUGCCAAUGCAAAAACCUCUUUAUUUUGAUUCA
Hevea brasiliensis (rubber tree) is the source of this 2284-nucleotide messenger RNA. RefSeq names its product cytosolic enolase 3. The record is from RefSeq and is a predicted model, not a curated record. NCBI's taxonomy places the organism in Eukaryota, Viridiplantae, Streptophyta, Magnoliopsida, Malpighiales, Euphorbiaceae. Gene Ontology annotation, biological process: glycolytic process. Bases 290 to 1684 code for a protein of 464 amino acids. Gene Ontology annotation, cellular component: phosphopyruvate hydratase complex. The transcript is spliced from 13 exons. Gene Ontology annotation, molecular function: phosphopyruvate hydratase activity; magnesium ion binding.